GUUCAAACAUUCCAGGCUUGUGUUCAAACAGACAAACUACGACGGAAAUGGAGAAAAACUCAGAGAUCUCGAGGAAAAUGAAUACACAGCUGGAUAAGAUAAAUGAUGAUAUGAAUGAUAUAAGAUUAAUCUUGAAAGCUGGAAACAUAAUGGCUAGUGAUGACGAUGUAGUUCAUGCAAGAAUCUGGAGAGCAGCAGAGGACAUUGAUAAACUGCACCAGCUGGAUAUCACCUUGAUGGACGAGAAUUCAAUUAGAAAAAUUGAAGUAUUACAGACAUUAAUUGAAGAGGGCAAUUUAAGUUUAAAUUUGAGACUCAAUAGAGCACUGAAGGCCAUGCAAAAAUUCGAAAAGCUUGACAACCACAUCAAAAAUGUACAGAAAGCGGUAAUGAAACUGAUGAAAGAUUCACAUACAGAGAGAGAAAAGGAGAUGGAAAUGACCGAAAAACCACAAUUGGAUGAAGAAAAAGAGAUGAAAAUAGAUAGAAAGCUGGACAAGUUAAUUGAUGGCAUCUUUGAAAUAAGAUUCAUUUUAAAAAAUCAAAAUAACAUGUCAGCAGAAAAUUUAGCGCAAGGGUUUGAAAAUCGCCUUUCAGAUGACGAUUUUCAUAUGGAAAAUAUAAAUUCAAGACUAUGUAGAGCAUUGUAUGACAUACACAAGCUGCAGCAACUGGACUCCAACUUGAUUUGCAUGGACAAAGACAAAAUGAGAAAAAUUGAAAUACUUCACAAAAUGUUGGAAGAGGCCAAUGUAAGUUUAAAACUUAGAGUUGACAGAGGAAUGGAAAUUAUAGACACAAUGCUGCAGCUGGAAAGCCAGAUAGAAAACUUAGGAAAAGGAGUUAUGAUAGUUAAGAAAGAGUUGCAGACAGCAAAACAGAAGGAGGUGAAAGAAAACCCCAAAAACUCAGAGAUGGAAAAACAGAAGGAGGUGACGACGGAAAUCAACGAGGCAGAAAUGAAAGCAAAUCAAGACAAGAAAAAAGAAACAAGCAAAUUCCUAAAGCAUGUGGCCAUAGGAGUUGGAGCAGCUUUAGGGACAGGUUUACUAAUUGCGGGCGGAAUUUUGAUCUGGAAAGCCUUUGCGAAGUAAACCUAAAUGGGGCCUCCAUCUUCACUAUAUUCAGAGAAAAGGCUAUUUAAACCACACCAGUUUGACAGUCUUGUUUACGACCAACCAGGCAUCCCGCACCAGGUGGGGGUGGGGGGGUCCAGGUACUUCCAGGGGCCCGGCUGGGUCCUUGGAACCGUACCCUGGAGCCCCACAUACGAGAUCCAGGACCUCUGUAUUUUGAGGUUGGUCUUGGGGUAUGCCCUGUUCCUCAGGUGCCAGGGAGCUGGCACCAGGCAGGGCGGGUCCAGGUACUCCCAGGGGCCCGGCUGGGCCCUUGGAUCUGUACCCUGGAGCCCCACACACGAGAUCCAGGACCUCUGUAUUUUGAGGUUGGUCUUGGCUCCCUGGCCCUGUUCCUCGGGUGCCAGGGAGCUGGCACUAGGCAGGGCGGAUCCAGGUACUCCCAGGGGCCCGGCUGGGCCCUUGGAUCUGUACUGGAGCCCCACAUACGAGAUCCAGGACCUCUGUAUUUUGAGCUUGGUCUUGGGGUACGCCCUGUUCCUCACGUGCCAGGGAGCUGGCACCAGGCAGGGCGGGUCCAGGUACUCCCAGGGGCCCGGCUGGGCCCUUGGAUCUGUAUCCUGGAGCCCCAAGUCCGAGCCAUUGCCGCCUUAAUUCACCAAGCUCAUUCUCAUUCAUUAAGCAAUGUGUCAAACCCUUCAUGCAAGGGCUGGCAUGAAUGUAGACAGCCACUCUCUCCAGAGGAGCUGAAUGCUGCCAGUCAUCCCAUUCUCAAGGCUGUUCAGAAGGAUGCUUUUCCUGAAGAGUACACUUCUCUCCACGUCACGAUGGAGCUUCACAGCUCAAGCUCCAUCGUAACUCUUGACCCCUAUAUGGAUGAAGGCCUCAUAAAAGGUGGAGGUCGUCUCAAACAUGCAUCAAGGAAGGCAGUUCACAGAAAGUGUGUUUGAAAUUUAACAUUCCAGAAGGCAGACAGCAAGAUCUGAAAGUAUAUGACCAGUCUGAUACAGAAGUAGAAGAAAUAGUGAAUCAGUCACCUGGAACCUUUUGAAUUAUGUUGAGCAACAAAGAAGAUCCUGGUGCCAUUCUAUCAUCAUCAUCUUCAGUCACAUCUGAUGACACUGUCAUUCUGAAUUUCAUAAUGUGUGACCAAUCAGAAGAAGAAGCCACUGCUGAAGGAAGUCAACCGAAAAGGCCAUGUCACAAAUUAUGAGGCG
Molecule: messenger RNA, 2293 nt
Organism: Poeciliopsis prolifica (blackstripe livebearer)
Lineage: Eukaryota; Metazoa; Chordata; Actinopteri; Cyprinodontiformes; Poeciliidae
Exons: 3
Coding region: 48-1094 (348 amino acids)
Source: RefSeq, a predicted model, not a curated record